Molecule: messenger RNA, 1865 nt
Organism: Pecten maximus
Lineage: Eukaryota; Metazoa; Mollusca; Bivalvia; Pectinida; Pectinidae
Product: PIH1 domain-containing protein 1-like
Exons: 10
Coding region: 173-1069 (298 amino acids)
Biological process (GO): rRNA processing; box C/D snoRNP assembly
Cellular component (GO): R2TP complex; ribonucleoprotein complex; cytoplasm
Source: RefSeq, a predicted model, not a curated record
ACCAGGGCACUUCCGCUUAGAAAUUGUAAACAACGUGAUCAAACACAUUCCUGUAAUCAGAAGCAAACAGAGAUUCAGAAAGAAAUAAGACACAAAAUUUACAGAAUGCGGCAAUGUUAACGUAUUAUUAUCCCAGUAGUAUUGUUGAUAGAUAACCAGUUACAUUUCGAUAAUGGAUCGCAUGCUUGAUCCGGACCCAGCGUCUAUGGACACAGAAGCUAUGUACAACCAACUCCUUCUUGAUGCCGCUUCCAGGGAGGGAUUUCCAAUGUCUCCUGAUGCUGCUAAAGAUAAUGUACUUCAAGUUGUACCAAAACCAGGAUUUUGCCUCAAGACCAAAGAUGCUGAAGGAAAGAAAAUAUUCAUCAAUGUCUGCCAUGCUGACAAUGUCCCAGCUCCAAAAGAUAUGACAGAUAAUGAAUUGCUCAAAUUGUUGGAUUCUGAAGAUCCUUUUGGAUUCCGUAUUCCAAUGAGUCUUGGAGAGCCUCAUGCAGAACUGGACAAAAGUGGAAAUGGAUGUACAGCCUUUGAUGUAGUAGUCAAUCCAGGCUUUCUAGAAAAGAUGAAGACAAGUGAGGUAUUUCGGGCCUUCUUCUUGUCUGUCACACUUGAGGGCAUUGAGGACAAAUACAACCAGACUCUCAGUCGGGACUGGAUUCUUCUGAAAAACAAAAGGUUUGUGGGUACUUUACCAGAACAAAGGAUCAGAAGCACGUCAAAACCACUUAUCAUGGAAAUGGACAAUUCAGCGCCAGCAUUACCCAAAACCCCCAAAUUUGAUGCAGAGGAUCUCAAAGCCAGAGGCCAGACACCUGAGUACAGAAUAGUCCAGGACCCUGCUGAGGGCCAUCCAGAAUAUUUGGUCGCAGAAAUCAACCUUCCGAAAGUUAAAACGGUGAACAGUGUGACACUGGAUAUAGGAGAGGACCGCAUCCUUCUGGAGACAAGGUCCAAUGUGUAUUACUUGGAUAUUUAUCUGCCAUUCUAUCUGCUGCAGGACGAGUGUGGUGCUCAGUUCAAUAGGAAAACCAGGAUUCUAACAAUUACAAUGCCAGUCCAGCCAUCAUAGCACUGUAACAAUCACUGAGGCAGGAAGAUUUCAUAUCAUGUGGAUUACAGAUUGAGUGACAACAAGGCAACAAACUGUAUCACUACCAGUAACAGAGUGACCACAAGUCAACAAACAGUAUCACAACCAGUAACAGCACACCUGUGCCAAGGUGCAUGUGGAUGAUUACCUGACUGUUUAUAUUUCUAGGAGAAAUCAGAAAUCAAUGCAGGAUUUAUAGUCAACAGAUGAUGUGUUAUGUUUGUACAUAUUGCAAGAUAUGAAGUUUUCUCUUCCAAAAAAAUACAGAAAAAGAAUCCUACUUGUGUAUAAAACAGUGACCGUUAUAACUUUCAUUGAGUAUCAGUUAAUUAAAUUGAAUCAUCCCAAGAAUGAAGGUAUGGAAGUCACAACCAAUUUCCCAAACUGAAGCAUCAUGUAGUUACAUGUAUUGGAUUUAAUUGGGAGCGAGAAAUUUCCAUAUCUUAGAUGGGUAUACCCAUACUUUCUGUACACUAUGUGCAUGUGAAAUAUGGAUAAUUACCAGAAUCUAUAUAUAUGCAUAUUUCUGUUGUAUUUGGAAUAUCAAAAUUGUGCACAUGCAUGGAAUAAAUGAGAUUAAAAAGUAUAUCUUAUAUUUGUAAAAAGUUAUCAAACAUUUCAAGACUAAUUACUUGAGAGAUAAAUUUAUUCUUUAAUUCAAACAAGCCAUAUAAUAGUAUGAUACCCUCAAUAGGACAUGGAAACUGCAUUAAAUGUUGUCCAUGAUCUAAACAAUCAUACCACUGAAUUUUUCAAUAAAACCAGUAAGAAUGUU